Molecule: messenger RNA, 1547 nt
Organism: Camellia sinensis
Lineage: Eukaryota; Viridiplantae; Streptophyta; Magnoliopsida; Ericales; Theaceae
Source: RefSeq, a predicted model, not a curated record
UUGAUCUAUUAGAAUGCACCAACUGCUUCUUCCUCAUCUUCGUUCCUACAAAGUUGAUACCACCGUUAUUCACUGUUCCACUAUUCUCCCGUUGAAACUCCCAAAAUUUUCUUUCUUCUCUUCAACACCCCAACAACAACAACAAGACCAUAAUCAACGGCAGAAACGGAAACAACUCAAACAGAUGCAAAAACAUUUAGUUCCUCCUCCUCGUCCUCCUCCUCCUCCUCGUCCUUCUGCAAUCCCAAUUGGGUCCCCUGCUCGAAUCCAAAAGCUCAUAGCUUCCCAACCAAACCCACUCCUUGCCAUAGAAAUUUUCAACUUGGCCUCUCGCCAAUCCAACUUCCACCACUCUUACUCUUCCUUCCACACUCUCAUUCUCAAACUCGGCCACACUCGUCACUUCUCUCUCAUGCACAACCUCCUCUCUCGUCUCAAAGCCCAUGGCUACCCUGCCGCUCCUUCCCUCUUCUCCCACAUCAUCCGAUUCUAUGCUGACGCCCAACUUCCCGACAAAGUCCUCAACACCUUUUACACCAUCCUCCAAUUCAAUACCAAACCCCUGCCCAAGCACCUAAACCUUGUCCUCCAGGUCCUUGUCGCUCAUCCCACCUAUCUCCGCCCUGCUUUUGACCUUUUCAAAUCUGCUCACCGCUUCGGAACAUCACCCAACACUAACUCUUACAACAUUCUGAUGCGUGCCUUCUGUUUUCAUGGUCGUCUCAGCAUUGCAUAUUCCCUGUUCAAUCAGAUGUUUAAAAGAGAUGUUGCUCUUGAUGUUGAGUCCUAUCGAAUUUUAAUGCAGGGAUUGUGUAGGAAGAGUCAGGUGAACAAAGCUAUUGACUUGUUGGAAGAUAUGUUGAACAAAGGUUUUGUGCCAGAUACUUUGAGUUAUACCACAUUGUUGAACUGUUUGUGUAGGAAGAAGCUUAAGGAGGCUUACAAGCUCCUUUGCAAGAUGAAGGUUAAAGGAUGCAAUCCUGACAUUGCUCAUUACAAUACUGUCAUCUUGGGAUUCUGCAGGGAAGGUUAUGCUUUCGAUGCUUGUAAGGUUCUGGAGGAUAUACAAUCAAAUGAGUGUUUAUCGAAUUUGGUGUCUUAUCGGACUUUGGUUACUGGUUUAUGCAAUCAGGGCAUGUAUGACGAGGCCAAGAAUUAUAUGAAAGAAAUGAUAUUGAAAGGGCUUUCUCCACAUUUUUCAAUCUUUCAUGCAUUGAUCAUUGGCUUCUGUAAUGUUGGCAAGGUCAAUGAAGCUUGUGGAAUGUUGGAGGAAAUGUUGAGACAUGGGGAAGCCCCGCAUGUGGAUACUUGGGUGGAAAUUGUACCUAGAAUUUGUGAGGUGGAUGAAACUGUUGGAAUGGGAAAUCUUUUCGAAGAGGUUUUGAAGGUAGAAAUAAUGCCUGACACAAGAAUAGUGGAAGCGGCUGCUGGUUUGGAGGAAUAUCUAAUUAGGAGGAUACACUGUAGAUCAAGAGUUGCUUGAAAGUUCUUUGUUACUUACUUGUUUGAUCCAUUCUAUUCCCCUUCAACCUUGGGAAUAUGUAAGG